Periconia digitata is the source of this 715-nucleotide messenger RNA. NCBI's taxonomy places the organism in Eukaryota, Fungi, Ascomycota, Dothideomycetes, Pleosporales, Periconiaceae. The record is from the annotation of a GenBank genome assembly.
CAUGGGUUCUAUUGGAAGGAGCAUCAAGGCCUCAGCGACACCAGGACAUCCUUCACAAUCGACAAGCUCUGCCAACCCUAAUUUCCUCAGCUUGCCUGAGAAGAUUCGCAAGGAGAUUUUUAGAAGAGUGCUCAGUAUACUACACCCACUCUUCAUUUUCCAAGACCCCGGUUGCCCGGUUGAAAUGUUUGCCCCCGACAGGCCUCCUCACUGGCUCGCGAUAACAUACGUUAAUCGAGAAAUAUCCUGCGAGGCCAGUUCGGUGCUUUAUGAAAUAAACCAUUUUCACCUUCUCGACAUGACACAGCAACAAUCCAACAUACUGCAAUCGUUUUUCAACUGUAUUGGGGCUCGGAAUGUGGCUUUUCUCUCCCAUUUGGACAUUAGCUUCCCUGUCGGAGAAGCCAUGGACAGCCAGCCUGGAACAUUCAGAUUCGGGAGCGAUAGCUUCCAGAGUUUGAAGCUCCUUCAGCGUCACUGCAACAAUCUAUCGACUUUGGAGGUUUUCAUUCACAACAAAAACAUCGGCUUCUUUGAAAAUCCAGAAGGCGUUAUUCAUGAGGCACUCUCAGUCAUAGCUGCGGAGUUUAGAGCCAUCAGCUCAUUGCAGAACGUCGUUGUUCGGGUUAUACCCCAUGAAGGAAUUCCGGCUCCAGCAAAAGAUUUGAUGCGUAAAUUUGGCUGGGCAAUUGUGUUUGGAGACAAGGAUCCUUGA